Molecule: messenger RNA, 17484 nt
Organism: Emys orbicularis (European pond turtle)
Lineage: Eukaryota; Metazoa; Chordata; Testudines; Emydidae
Product: IgGFc-binding protein-like
Exons: 35
Coding region: 1-17484 (5827 amino acids)
Molecular function (GO): protein binding
Source: RefSeq, a predicted model, not a curated record
AUGGGGUUCGCAAAUAUCAUCCUGCACCUCUGGGCCUGGAUAUUCAUGCUAUGGAAUUUUGCUAAUAUCUCCAUCGCAGUGUCAUCUGUAGAAAUUCCAGAUCCCUCUUGCUCAGGCCCCCAAGGGACAGAAUUUAUCACAGUCUUCAUGCAGAAUCACUUCCCAAGUUAUGGCGGUAAAGACUUCAGGUUGUUCAUCACUGGCUACAUCUCUGGGACGUUCGUCACCGUGUCAGUAAAUAAAGCAGAUUUUUCGGUCAAUAUCACUGCAAAUCCCGAACAGACAGUAUCUGUGAUGAUCCCAGCGUUUGUGGAGCUGGCUGGAAGCAACACAUUUGACCACACUGUCAUUGUCCAGGCUGACCAUGAGAUCUCCAUCCUCGCUCUGAACUAUAAGCGCUAUACAGCUGAUACCACUGUAGUGUACCCUGUGCAGAGGCUCGGGACAGAGUACUAUGUGGUGACUCCACUGGGGAAUCCAGAUGGUCUCGAUAAGCAAUUUGCUGUAGUAGCCUGGAAGGAUCCCACCAUUGUUGAAGUUUACCUCAAAGGGGCUGUAACUUUCCAAGGAGAAACCUACAGAGCAGGGACAAAACUGGUCAUCUCACUUGGAGCUUACCAGGCCGUCCAGCUGCAAAGCCGUGAUGACUUAUCCGGCACCAGGAUCGUGUCCCAGAAUCCUGUGGCCGUCUAUAGCGGACACAUAUGUGUUGCAAAGCACACCAAAUGUGACUACGUGAAUGAGCAGCUCCUGCCGGUAUCUGGCUGGGGCACCACAUUCAUCGUACCUCCUUUAUCCUUCCAGCCCAAAUUUGACCUGGUGUAUGUGGCUGCUUCCCAACACACUCGCAUUGAUUAUCAGUCUGGGAGGGUGAGUGCCAGAAAGAACCUGGUUGCUGGGCAGGUUGUGACAUUUGAAAUCAAAUUCCCUAAUCCCUUGUACAUCUCUGCUAGUGCUGGGAUCCAAGUCGCCUUCUUCUGCACUGGUGGGAGCAAAGGGAAAAUUGUGUACGAUCCCUUCUUCCUGAUGAUCCCAGAUGUCUCUGGCUACUGCCAGACCUAUAACAUCCAUGGACAGGACCUGUUUGAGAACUAUGCUGUGAUUGUAGCCAAGAUGGCCGAGACUGCUGAUGUUACUAUUGAUGCAGAACCACUGCGUAUUACUCAGUGGAGGCCUAUUCCAGGCACAGCAUAUUCUUGGACUACAUACAACUUGAGAAGUGGGUUUAGCAACCACACCAUAGAGAACCCCAGCUCCCCAUUUGGUGUCCUGAGUGUUGGGAUUAAAGACAAGGCUGGGUAUGGCUCCACAGCUAUUGGUGGCAUUUCUGGUGCUGCCCCUACUGUUCAACCUCCAUAUCUUCCCAGUACCUCUUGCUCAGGCCCCCAAGGGACAGAAUUUAUCACAGUCUUCAUGCAGAAUCACUUAUCAAGGUAUGGCAAUACAGAUUUCAAGUUGUUCAUCACUGGCUACAUCUCUGGGACGUUCGUCACCGUGUCAGUAAAUAAAGCAGAUUUUUCGGUCAAUAUCACUGCAAAUCCUGAACAGACAGUAUCUGUGAUGAUCCCAGCGUUUGUGGAGCUGGCUGGAAGCAACACAUUUGACCACACGGUCAUCAUCCAGGCUGACCAUGAGAUCUCCAUCCUCGCUCUGAACUAUAAGCGCUAUACAGCUGAUACCACUGUAGUGUACCCUGUGCAGAGGCUCGGGACAGAGUACUAUGUGGUGACUCCACUGGGGAAUCCAGAUGGUCUUGAUAAGCAAUUUGCUGUAGUAGCCUGGAAGGAUCCCACCAUUGUUGAAGUUUACCUCAAAGGGGCUGUCACUUUCCAAGGAGAAACCUACAGAGCAGGGAGAAAACUAGUCAUCCCACUUGGAGCUUACCAGGCCGUGCAACUGCAAAGCCAUGAUGACUUAUCCGGCACCAGGAUUGUGUCCCAGAAUCCCGUGGCCAUCUAUAGUGGACACGUAUGUGUUGCAAAGCACACCAAAUGUGACUACAUGAGUGAGCAGCUCCUGCCGGUGUCUGGCUGGGGCACCACAUUCAUCGUACCUCCUUUAUCCUUCCAGCCCAAAUUUGAUCUGGUGUAUGUGGCUGCUUCCCAACACACUCGCAUUGAUUAUCAGUCUGGGAGGGUGAGAGCCACUAAGGACCUGGUUGCUGGGCAGGUUGUGACAUUUGAAAUCAAAUUCCCUAAUCCCUUGUACAUCUCUGCUAGUGCUGGGAUCCAAGUCGUCUUCUUCUGUGCUGGUGGAAGCAAAGGGAAAAUCGUGUAUGAUCCCUUCCUCCUGAUGAUCCCAGAUGUCUCUGGCUAUUGCCAGACCUAUAACAUACAUGGACAGGACCAGUAUGAUAACUAUGCAAUGAUAACAGCCAAAACAUCAGAAUCUGGUGGCAUCACCAUUGAUAAGGAACCCUUGGGAAACAUUGCAUGGAGGCCAAUUCCAGGCACAGGGUUCUCUUGGGCUGAAUACAACCUUGGCAACGGGUUUAAGAGAGAAACCAUGGAGCACCCCACAACUCCUUUUGGGCUUCUGAGCAUUGGAAUUGCAUCCAGAUCUGGGUAUGGCUCACCAGCUAUUGGUGCAAGCAAUAUUCCGACACCAUCCUGCAGUGUGGUCCUCUGCAAGGAAGGAACAGUUUGUAAGAUGGUAGAUGGGGAGCCAGAGUGUUUGCCAGUUUCUGCGGCCACGUGCUGGGCUGGGGGUUACUUGCAUUACCACACAUUUGAUGGACGGCCGUAUGACAUCCAUGGCGCCUGCACCUACACCGUGGCCAAGACCUGCGGGUGUGACUGCGACCCACACUCCUUUGACAUCACGGCUGAGAGUGGGAACAGGGGGAACACACAGGUCUCAUACAUUGGGUCGGUGACCAUCCAGGUGGAUGGCAUUACCAUCACAGUGGCCAGGGCAGAGGUCGGCUUUGUGAGGGUGAAUAACACCAGGACCCACUUACCCAUCUCCCUCAACAAUGGGGCCCUUCGGCUCUAUCAGAGCGGCACCUCCUUCGUCCUCCGCACCGACUUCAACCUCAGAGUGUCCUAUGACUGGAACAACCACCUGAGGGUCACCGUCCCUAAUGACUUCUCUGAGAGCCUGUGCGGCCUGUGCGGCAACUAUAAUGGGAACCCUUCCGAUGACUUCUGGACCCCAGCCAAGGAUCAGGAUCCCAGUGUCAUUCUCCAGGAGCAAAGCUUGGCAGUGGAAGAUGAGGAUCAGUUUUGCUGGCACGAUUGCAUUGGAGGCUGCAGGCCCUGUGCCCCCAGCAUAGCCAGAAAGUACAAGGAGGAGGCCUCGUGCGGCCUGAUAAUCAAGGUCUCAGACGGGCCCUUCAGCCAGUGCCACACUAAGGUGGAUCCUACAGUCUACUUGGACAACUGUGUGUACGAUCUGUGCCACAACGACGCCUACCGGAAGGCCCUGUGUGAGGCCCUGAAGGCCUACGCGGAUGCCUGCCAGCUGGACGGGGUCAAGAUUGGGGAAUGGAGGCAGCUGGCCAGAUGUCCCAUGGAGUGCCCCCUGGAGAACAGCAAGUACCAGCUCUGUGGAACAGCCUGCCCAGCCACGUGUGUGGACCAGUCAGCCCCCAGCAGCUGCCAAGACCCCUGCGUGGAAAGCUGCCAGUGCAAGGAUGGAUUUGUGCUGAGCCAGGGCAAAUGCAUCCCCAAGAGCAGCUGUGGGUGCCUGUUCGAGGGGCGCCCCUAUGCCUCCAAUGAGAGCUUCUGGGUCGAUGAGGCAUGUGGGACACGGUGCAUGUGCAACGCAGCCACUAGACAAGUCGAAUGCGUGGCUGCUACAUGCAAACGUUCAGAGAGGUGCGGGCUAGUGAACGGCAUACGGGGUUGUUACCCCUCCAGCUAUGCCAUCUGCUCUGUGACAAGAAAUCUGCACUAUGCCACCUUUGAUGGACAGAGAUACAACUUCCAAGGCACCUGCCGCUACCAGCUCACCGCUCUGUGCAAGAAGGCGGAGGGACUGGUGGACUUUGAAGUCUAUUUCCAGGAGAAUAGCACUGCUCCUGUACAGAUCAAGGUUUAUGAGACUGACAUCAGGAUCAGUAAUCAAUUCCCUGGCAAAAUCAUGGUGAACGGUGUCCUGAUGAAUCUUCCCUUCAACCUCAUUGAUAAGAAAAUCUCUGUGUAUAGAAAUGGCUGGGCCACAGUGAUCCAGGCAGACUUUGGGCUCACUAUUACCUUUGCUGGGUGGUCAGGACGCACUACAGUCACUCUGCCAGUGACCUACGCGGGAGCCGUGUGUGGUCUGUGUGGCAACUUCAACAGUGACAGGGAGGACGACAUGCUCAUGAGGGAUGGCACACUGGCACCAAACCCCGUCAGCUUUGGCCAGAGCUGGAAGGUGGGCGACCUCCCGGGAUGCUCUGCAGUAACGAUACCACCAUGCGCAAGUGUAGAGACUAUUGAAAAACAACAACGAGGUAGCAGAGGGCAGUGUGGGAUCAUCCUCCACAAGAGUGGCCCCUUCAGAGGAUGUCACAGCAAAGUGGAGCCCCAUGGAUACUUCGUAGACUGUGUACACGGCUAUUGUGCCCUCAGUGGGCGGGAGAGUAAUGUCUGCCAGGCCAUUGCUGGCUAUGCUGAGGCAUGUCAGGAAGCUGGAGCUAUGGUGCUUCUCUGGAGGACUACGAAAUUCUGCUCUCCGUCCUGUCCCCCGAACAGUCACUAUGAAUUCUGCAGCAGCAGCUGCGAUCUGACAUGCAGCAACCUCUAUGCCCCGGUGCAAUGCACGACCCAGUGUAAGGAAGGCUGCGUGUGUGACGAGGGCUUUGUUCUCAGUGGCGACCACUGCGUCCCCAUUUCCCAGUGCGGAUGCCUCCACAGAGGACUUUACUACCAGGCUGAGGAGACCUUCCACCCUAGCGGUUCAUGCGAGGAGCAGUGCGUGUGUCAGGCUGGUGGGGAGGCUGUGUGUAAGGCAUUCUCCUGCGGCACUGGUGAGGAAUGCGGGGUGGUGGACGGUGUCCAGAAAUGUCGCCCAUUUGGAUCUGCGACCUGUUCUGCCUCUGGCCAUCCCCACUACCUCUCUUUCGACGGGGUCUCCUUUGACUUCCAAGGCACCUGCACCUACAUCCUGGCCAAGACCUGCACCGAUGCCAGUCACCUAACACCAUUCACUAUCAGCAUAGAGAAAGAAGAUUGGGGCACCAGGAACAUGUCCGUGGCCAAGCUGGUAUCCAUUAAAGUGUAUGGGAUCACACUCACCCUGCUGCAAAACAAACAGGGGCUCAUCAUGGUGAACGGGGUGUUCCACAACCUCCCAGUGAUCGUGGCUGAUGGACGACUUAGAGCGUAUCAACAUGGCACAAACAUUCUGGUGCAAACCAACUUCGGCCUCACUGUGAGCUACGACCUGGUUUACCAGGCCAGGGUCACCAUCCCAGGGAGCUACGAGGGCCAGACGUGCGGCCUGUGCGGGAACUACAAUGGACAGCAGGACGAGGAGUUCCUGCUCCCUGAUGGCAGGACAGCCCCUGAUGCAGCAGCAUUUGGCUCUGCUUGGGAAGUCCAGAUCCCAGGAGCAUCCUGUACAGACAGAUGUCCUGGAAACAGCUGUCCAGUUUGCGAAGAGAAGAAGGAGGUCUUCAAAGGGCGCAACUAUUGUGGGCUGCUCACAGACCCCAACAGCCCCUUCACGGCCUGCCACGGCCUGGUUAGCCCCAGUGUGUAUCAGAGCAACUGCCUGUAUGAUCUGUGCCUGGGCAACGGGGACGCACAGGUUCUGUGCCAGAGCAUCCACAGCUACGUGACGGCCUGCCAAGAGGCCGGGGCCCCCAUCCAGCCCUGGAGAAACACCUCCUUCUGCUCUGUGAGCUGCCCAGUCAACAGCCACUACGAGGUCUGCGCUGACCUCUGUACCACCGCCUGCUCUGCAGAAAUCAUGGACUGCCCGGAGACCUGUGCUGAAGGCUGCGAGUGUGACGGUGGCUUCUUCUUCGACGGCCAGGGCUGUGUGACUCUGCAGAGCUGUGGGUGCUUCGAGCGUGGGAGAUAUUACAAGCCCAAUGAGACGGUCCUGACGAACGAGUGCCAGCAAAGCUGCACCUGCGUUCCUGCUCGAGGGGUGACUUGUAAAGCCCACGGCUGCUCCCGAGAAGAAAUCUGCCAGAUUAGAGAUGGCGUCAGGGCCUGCAUCAGCAAAGUUAUUCCAUCCUGCAGUGUGGUUCGCUGCAGAGAAGGAACUAUUUGCAAGAUGAUAAAUGGGCAGCCAGAGUGUGUGCAAGUCUCUCAGGCCACAUGCUGGGCUGGGGGUUACUUGCAUUACCACACCUUCGAUGGACGGGCGUAUUAUUUCCAUGGGUCCUGCAACUACACGGUGGCCAAGACCUGCAGGGAUGACUCCGUCCUGCCCUCCUUCCAUGUCAUGGCCAAGAGCGAGAAUAGGGGGAACACACAGGUCUUCUACAUUGGGUCGGUAACUGUCCAGGUGGAUGGAGUCACCAUCACAGCAGCCAGGGCCGAGGUCGGCUUUGUGGGGGUGAAUAACACCAGGGCCCACUUACCCAUCUCCCUGAACAACGGGGCCCUUCGGCUCUAUCAGAGCGGCACCUCCCUCGUCCUCCGCACCGACUUCAACCUCAGCAUGUCCUAUGACUGGAACAACCACCUGAGGAUCACCAUCCCCAGGGUCUUCUCCAACAGCCUGUGCGGCCUGUGCGGCAACUAUAACGGAGACCUCUCCGAUGACUUCCGGACCCCGGACGGGGACCUGGCUCCCAGUGUCACCGCCCUGGGGAAAAGCUGGGCAGUGGAAGAUGAGGAUCAGUUUUGCUGGCACGAUUGCAUUGGAGGUUGCAGGCCCUGUGCCGCCAGCAUAGCCAGAAAGUACAAGGAGGAGGCCUCGUGCGGCCUGAUAACCAAGGUCUCAGAUGGGCCCUUCAGCCAGUGCCACAGCAAGGUGGAUCCUACAGUCUACUUGGACAACUGCGUGUAUGAUCUGUGCCAGAACGACGGCUACCGGAAGGCCGUGUGUGAGGCCCUGAAGGCCUACGCGGAUGCCUGCCAGCUGGAGGGGGUCAGGAUUGGGGAAUGGAGGCAGCUGGCCAGAUGCCCCAUGGAGUGCCCCCUGGAGAACAGCCAGUACCAGCUCUGUGGAACAGCCUGCCCAUCCACGUGUGUGGACCAGUCUGCCCCCAGCAGCUGCGAAGACCCCUGCGUGGAGAGCUGCCAGUGCAAGGAUGGUUUUGUGCUGAGCCAGGGCAAAUGCAUACCCAUGCACGGCUGUGGGUGCCUAUUCGAGGGGCGCCCCUAUGCCCCCAAUGAGAGUUUCUGGGUCAAUGAGGCAUGUGGGACACGGUGCAUAUGCAAUGCAACCACUAGGCAAGUCGAAUGCGUGGCCGCCACGUGCAAACAGUCGGAGAGGUGCGGGCUAGUGAACGGCGUACGAGGCUGUUACCCCUCCAGCUACGCCACCUGCUCUGUGACAAGGAAUCUGCACUACACCACCUUUGAUGGACAGAGAUAUGACUUCCAAGGCACCUGCCGCUACCAGCUCACGGCUCUGUGCAAGAAGGCGGAGGGACUGGUGGACUUUGAAGUCUACUUCCAGCAGAACAAUACCGCUCCUGUACAGAUCAAGGUGUAUCAGACCAACCUCAGGGUCAGCAAUCAAUUCCCUGGGAAAGUCCUGGUGAAUAGUUUCCUGAUGAAUCUUCCCUUCAACCUCGUUGAUAAGAAAAUCUCUGUGUAUAGAAAUGGCUGGGCCACAGUGAUCCAUUCAGACUUUGGCCUCACUGUUACCUUUGCCGGGUGGUCAGGACGCAUCACGGUCACUCUGCCAGGGACCUACACGGGAGCCGUGUGUGGUCUGUGUGGCAACUUCAACAGUGACAGGGAGGAUGACAUGCUCAUGAGGGAUGGCACACUGGCACCAAGUCCUGUCAGCUUUGGCCAGAGCUGGAAGGUGGGCGACCUCCCAGGAUGCUCUGCAAUAAUGAUACCACCAUGCGCAAGUGUAGAGGCUAUUGAAAAACUACAACGAGGUAGCAGAGGGCAGUGUGGGUUCAUCCUCCACAAGAGUGGCCCCUUCAGAGGAUGUCACAGCAAAGUGGACCCCCAUGGAUACUUCGUAGACUGUGUACACGGCUAUUGUGUCCUCAGUGGGCGGGAGAGUAACGUCUGCCAGGCCAUUGCUGGCUAUGCUGAGGCAUGUCAGGAAGCUGGAGCUAUGGUGCAUCCCUGGAGGACUACGACAUUCUGCUCUCCGUCCUGUCCCCUGAACAGUCACUAUGAAUUCUGCAGCAGCAGCUGCGAUCUGACAUGCAGCAACCUCUAUGCCCCGGUGCAAUGCACGACCCAGUGUAAGGAAGGCUGCAUGUGUGACAAGGGCUUUGUUCUCAGUGGUGACCUCUGCGUCCCCAUUUCCCAGUGCGGAUGCCUCCACAGGGGACUUUACUACCAGUCCAUGGAGACCUUCCACCCAAGUGGUUCAUGCAAGGAGCAGUGCAUAUGUCAGGCUGGUGGGGAGGUUGUGUGUAGGGAAUUCUCCUGCGGCACUGGUGAGGAAUGCGGGGUGGUGGACGGCAUCCAGAAAUGCCACCCGUUUCGAUCUGCAACCUGUUCUGCCUCUGGCCAUCCCCACUACCUCUCUUUCGAUGGGGUCCCCUUUGACUUCCAAGGCACCUGCACCUACGUCCUGGCCAAGACCUGCACUGAUGCCAGUGACCUUACACCAUUCACUAUCAGCGUAGAGAAAGAAUCUUGGGGCAGCUGGAACAUCUCCAUGGCCAAGCUGGUGUCCAUCCAGGUGUAUGGGAUCACACUCACCCUGCUGCAGAGCAAACAGGGGCUCAUCAUGGUGGACGGGGUAUCCCACAAUCUCCCCGUGAUAAUGGUCAAUGGGCAGCUCCGAGCAUAUCAGCAUGGCACUAAUGUCCUGGUGCAAACCGACUUUGGCCUCACUGUGAGCUACGACCUGGUUUACCAGACCAGAGUCACCAUCCCAGGGAGCUACCAUGGCCAGACGUGCGGCCUGUGUGGGAACUACAACGGACAGCAGGACAAGGAGUUCCUGCUCCCCAGUGGCAGGACAGCCCCUGAUGCAGCAGCAUUUGGCUCUGCUUGGGAAGUCCAGAUCCCAGGAGCAUCCUGUACAGACAGAUGUGCUGGAAACAGCUGUCCAGUUUGCGAAGAGAAGAAGAAGGAGGUCUUCAAAAGGCGCAACUACUGUGGGCUGCUCACAGACCCCGACGGCCCCUUUGCAGCCUGCCACGGCAUGGUCAGCCCCAGUGUGUAUCAGAGCAACUGCCUGUAUGAUCUGUGCCUGGGCAACGGGGAUGCACAGGUUCUGUGCCAGAGCAUCCACAGCUACGUGACGGCCUGCCAAGAGUCCGGGGCCCCCAUCCUGCCCUGGAGGAACACCUCCUUCUGCCCUGUGAGCUGCCCAGUGAACAGCCACUAUGAGGUCUGCGCCGACCUCUGCACCUCCACCUGCACUGGAGACAUCAUGGACUGCCCGGAGACCUGUGCUGAAGGCUGCCAGUGUGACGAUGGCUUCUUCUUCGAUGGCCAGGGCUGUGUGACUCUGCAGAGGUGUGGGUGUUUCAAGCAGGGGAGAUACUACAAGCCCAGUGAGACGGUCCUGAUGAAUGAGUGCCAGCAAAGCUGCACCUGCAUUCCUGCCCGAGGGGUGACCUGCAAAGCCCACAGCUGCACCAGUGGAGAAACCUGCCAGAUCAGAGAUGGCAUCAUGGACUGCAUCAGCCAAGUUAUUCCAAAGCCAUCCUGCAGUGUGGUCAGCUGCAGGGAAGGAACAAUUUGUAAGAUGAUAAAUGAGCAGCCAAAGUGUGUGCCAGUCUCUCGGGGCACGUGCUGGGCUGGGGGAUACUUUCAUUACCACACCUUCGAUGGAUGGGCGUACGAUUUCCAUGGCAACUGCACCUACACCAUGGCCAAGACCUGCAGGGAUGCCUCCGGCCUGCCCUCCUUCCAUGUCAUGGCCAAGAGCGAGAACAGUGGGAACACACAGGUCUUCUACAGUGGGUCGGUGACUGUCCAGGUGGAUGGAGUCACUGUCACAGCAGCCAGGGCUGAAGCCGGCUUUGUGUGGGUGAAUAACACCAGGGCCCACUUACCCAUCUCCUUGAACAACGGGGCCCUUCGGCUCUAUCAGAGCGGCACCUCCCUCGUCCUCCGCACCGACUUCAACCUCAGAGUGACCUAUGACUGGAACAACCACCUGAGGGUCACCGUCCCUAAUGACUUCUCCGGCAGCCUGUGCGGCCUGUGCGGCAACUAUAACGGGGACCCCUCCGAUGACUUCCGGACCCCGGACGGGGAUCUGGCUCCCAGUGUCGCUGCCCUGGGGAAAAGCUGGGUGGUGGAAGAUGAGGAUCAGCUUUGCUGGCACGAUUGCAUUGGAGGUUGCAGGCCCUGUGACCCCAGCAUUGCCAGAAAGUACAAGGAGGAGGCCUUGUGCGGCCUGAUAACCAAGGUCUCAGAUGGGCCCUUCAGCCAGUGCCACAGCAAGGUGGAUCCUACAGUCUACUUGGUCAACUGCGUGUACGAUCUGUGCCACAACGACAGCUACCGGAAGGCCCUGUGUGAGGCCCUGAAGGCCUACGUGGAUGCCUGCCAGCUGGAGGGGGUCAGGAUUGGGGAAUGGAGGCAGCUGGCCAGAUGCCCCAUGAAGUGCCCCCUGGAGAACAGCCAGUACCAGCUCUGUGGAACAGCCUGCCCAGCCACGUGUGUGGACCAGUCAGCCCCCAGCAGCUGCCAAGACCCCUGUAUAGAAAGCUGCCAGUGCAAGGACGGUUUUGUGCUGAGCCAGGGCAAAUGCAUCCCCAAGGGCAGCUGUGGGUGCCAGUUUGAAGGGCGCCCCUAUGCCUCCAAUGAGAGUUUCUGGGUCGAUGAGGUAUGUGGGACCCGGUGCAUGUGCAACGCAGCCACUAGACAAGUCGAAUGCGUGGCCGCUACGUGCAAACACACGGAGAGGUGUGAGCUAGUGAAUGGCGUACGGGGCUGUUACCCCUCCAGCUACGCCACUUGCUCUGUGACAAGGAAUAUGCACUACGCCACCUUUGAUGGACAGAGAUAUGACUUCCAAGGCACCUGCCGCUACCAGCUCACAGCUCUGUGCGAGAAACCGGAGGGACUGGUGGACUUUGAAGUCUACUUCCAGGAGAACAAUACUGCUCCUCUACAGAUCAAGGUUUAUCAGACCAUCCUCAGGGUCAGCAAUCAAUUCCCUGGGAAAGUCCUGAUGAACGAUUUCCUGAUGAACCUUCCCUUCAACCUCGAUGAUAAGAAAAUCUCUGUGUAUAGAAAGGGCUGGGCCACAGUGAUCCAGACAGACUUUGGUCUCACUGUCACCUUUGCCGGGUGGUCAGGACGCAUCACGGUCACUCUGCCAGUCACCUACGCGGGAGCCGUGUGUGGUCUGUGUGGCAAUUUUAACAGUGACAGGGAGGAUGACAUGCUCAUGAGGGAUGGCACACUGGCAUCAAGCCCCAUCAGCUUUGGUCAGAGCUGGAAGGUGGGCGACCUCCCGGGAUGCUCUGCAGUAACUAUACCACCAUGCGCAAGUGUAGAGGCUAUUGAAAAGGAACAACGAGGUAGCAGAGGGCAGUGUGGGAUCAUCCUAGACAAGAGUGGCCCUUUCAGAGGAUGUCACAGCAAAGUGGACCCCCAUGGAUACUUCGUAGACUGUGUGUAUGGCUAUUGCGUCCUCAGUGGGCGGGAGAGUAACGUCUGCCAGACCGUUGCUGGCUAUGCCGAGGCAUGUCAGGAAGCUGGAGCUAUGGUGCAUCCCUGGAGGACUACGAAAUUCUGCUCUCCGUCCUGUCCCCUGAACAGUCACUAUGAAUUCUGCAGCAGCAGCUGUGAUCUGACAUGCAGCAACCUCUAUGCCCCGGUGCAAUGCAUGACCCAGUGUAAGGAAGGCUGCGUGUGUGACGACGGCUUUGUUCUCAGUGGUGACCGCUGCGUCCCCAUUUCCCAGUGCGGAUGCCUCCACAGAGGACUUUACUACCAGGCUGAGGAGACCUUCCACCCGAGCGGUUCAUGCGAGGAGCAGUGCGUGUGUCAGGCUGGUGGGGAGGUUGUGUGUAGGGAAUUCUCCUGCGGUGCUGGUGAGCAAUGCGGUGUGGUGGACAGCAUCCAGAAAUGCCACCCAUUUGGAUCUGCAACCUGUUCUGCCUCUGGCCAUCCCCACUACCUCUCUUUCGAUGGGGUCCCCUUUGACUUCCAAGGCACCUGCACUUACAUCCUGGCCAAGACCUGCACCGAUGCCAGUGACCUUACACCAUUCACUAUCAGCGUAGAGAAAGAAGAUUGGGGCACUAGGAAUGUGUCCAUGGCCAAGCUGGUGUCCAUCCAGGUGUAUGGGAUCACACUCACCCUGCUGCAGAGCAAACAGGGGCUCAUCAUGGUGGACGGGGUGUCCCACAACCUGCCUGUGAUCGUGGCUGAUGGGCGGCUCUGGGCGUAUCAGCACGGCGUGAAGGUCCUGGUGCAAACUGACUUUGGCCUCACCGUGAGCUAUGACCUGGUUUACCAUGCCAGAGUGACAGUCCCGGGGAGCUACCAUGGCCGGAUGUGUGGCCUGUGCGGAAACUACAAAGGGCAGCAGGAUGACGAGUUCCUGCUCCCCGAUGGCAGGGUGGCCCCAGACACUGCAUCCUUCGGGUCUGCCUGGGAAGUUCAGAUCCCAGAAGCCUCCUGUACAGACAAAUGUGCUGGGAACAGCUGUCCGGUCUGCGAGGAUGGGAGGGAAGAUGUCUUCAAAGAGCACAACUACUGCGGGCUGCUCACAGCCCCUGAUGGCCCUUUUGCCACCUGCCAUGGCACGGUCAGCCCCAGCAUGUAUUUCAACAACUGCCUGUAUGAUCUGUGCCUGGGCAACGGGGAUGCACAGGUUCUGUGCCAGAGCAUCCACAGCUAUGUGACAGCCUGCCAAGAGGCUGAGGCCCCCAUCCUGUCCUGGAGGAGCACCUCCUUCUGCACUUUGACCUGCCCAGCCAACAGCCACUACGAGAUGUGUGCCAGCCUCUGCACCACCACCUGCACUGGAGACAUCAUGGACUGCCCAGAGACCUGUGCUGAAGGCUGCCAGUGUGACGAGGGCUUCUUCUUCGACGGCCAGGGCUGUGUGACUCUGGAGAAUUGUGGGUGCUUUGAGCAUGGGAGAUACUACAAGCCCAGCGAGACCAUCCUGACGAAUGAGUGCCAGCAGAGCUGCACCUGCGUUUCUGCCCGAGGGGUGACCUGCAAAGCCCACAGCUGCACCAGUGGAGAAACCUGCCAGAUCAGAGAUGGUAUCAUGGGCUGCAUCAGCAAAGAUCCCUGCAAAACCCUGAAAUGCCGGAUCAAGGAGAGAUGCAAAAUUGAAGAUGGACAAGAGGCAUGUGUUCCUGCCUACACUGGAAUCUGCCUGGGCUCAGGGGAUGCACAGUACCAAACUUUUGAUGGCCUGAAGUUUGACUUGCAGGGCACUUGCAAGUACACCAUCGCUAAGUACUGUGGCAGUGACCCUACCCUGGAGUCCUUCACCAUCGAUGAGAAGAACGACAACAGGGGGAACCAGGAUAUCUCCUUUUGGCAGGUGACCAAUAUCUACGUGUAUGGGUACAACAUCUCCAUCUACAAGAGGGAAGUUGGCAAAGUCCGGCUGAACAGUGUGAUCACCAGUCUCCCAGUGACGCUGAAAGACGGUAAAAUCAGACUGUACCAGAAAGCCCUCAGCACCGUCCUGCAGACGGACUUCGGCCUCCAGAUCGCACAUGACAAAAAUUGGCGUGUAGUGAUCACCCUCCCCAGCAGCUAUUAUGGGGCCACGUGCGGCCUAUGUGGGAACUUCAACCAGAAUCCAGAAGAUGACAUGACGUCAUCCAAAGGCAUCAGAGUCUCCUCCAUCAUGGACUGGGCUGCCAGUUGGAAAGUCCAAGACCGGGACCCCUUUUGCUGGAAUUAUUGCCAAGGCACUUGCCCAAUGUGUGAUGAGAGCAAGAGAGAUCUGUAUGGGGAUGACAGUCACUGUGGAGUGAUCAGUAAAGCACCGGGAGGGCCCUUCAGAGAGUGUCACUCCAGGGUGAGUGCUGAUGACUUCUUUGACAGCUGCAUCUAUGACAUGUGUCUGAAUGAGGGGGACAAGAGCAUUCUGUGUGAGGCGCUGGAGGCCUAUGCGAAAGCCUGCAGGAAGCAUGGGGUCACUGUCGAUGACUGGAGGACGCCAUCCAGUUGUGAUGCCUGCAAAGCUCUGAAAUGCCGGACCAAAGAGACAUGCUGGACUGAGGAUGGCCACACAUCAUGUAUUCCUGACUACAUGGGAACCUGCUUGGGCUCAGGGGACAUGCACUACCAAACUUUUGAUGGCCUGAAGUUUGACUUCCAGGGCACCUGCACCUACACCCUGGCCAAAUACUGUAGGAGUGACGCUACCCUGGAGCCUUUCACCAUUGAUGAGAAGAACGCCAAUAGGGGGAGCCAGGAUAUCUCCUUUCUGCGAGUGACCAACGUCUACAUCUAUGGGUACAACAUCUCCAUCUACAAGAGGGAAGUUGGCAAAGUCCGGCUAAACGGCGUGAUCACCAGUCUCCCGGUGACGCUGAAAGAUGGUAAAAUCAGACUGUACCAGAAAGGCCUCAGCACUGUCAUGCAGACGGACGUUGGCCUCCGGGUGGGAUAUAACAAGAACUGGCAUCUGGAAAUCACCCUCCCCAGCAGCUAUUAUGGUGCCAUGUGCGGUCUUUGUGGGAACUUCAACCAGAACCCAGAAGACGACAUGAUGUCCUCCAACAGCAUCAAAGUCUCCACCAUCGUGGACUGGGCUGCCAGUUGGAAAGUCCAAGACCGGGACCCCUUUUGCUGGCAUUCCUGCCAAGAGAACUGCCUGACAUGUGAUGAGAGCAAGAGAGAUCUGUAUGGGGAUGACAGUCACUGUGGGGUGAUCAGUAAAGCAGCGGGAGGCCCCUUCAGAGAGUGUCACUCCACGGUGAGCCCCGACAACAUCUUUGACAACUGCAUCUAUGACGUGUGUCUGAAUGAGGAGAACAAGAGCAUUCUCUGUGUUGCGUUGGAGGCCUACGCAGACACCUGCGGGAACCUUGGAGUCACUGUCUAUGACUGGAGGACCCCGUCCAGCUGUGAUGAAUUAGGAGGUUGGGAUUCUAUCGAAACAGGUGGCAAUGGGACUAAUCUGACAGUUUCCCCUGUUGAUGGAGGAGAUGAAACCUGCAAAACCCUGAAAUGCCGGAUCAAGGAGAGAUGCAAAAUUGAAGAUGGACAAGAGGCAUGUGUUCCUGACUACGCUGGAAUCUGCCUGGGCUCACGGGAUGCACAGUACCAAACUUUUGAUGGCCUGAAGUUUGACUUGCAGGGCACUUGCAAGUACACCAUUGCUAAGUACUGUGGCAGUGACCCUACCCUGGAGUCCUUCACCAUCGAUGAGAAGAACGACAACAGGGGGAACCAGGAUAUCUCCUUUUGGCAGGUGACCAAUAUCUACGUGUAUGGGUACAACAUCUCCAUCUACAAGAGGGAAGUUGGCAAAGUCCGGCUGAACAGUGUGAUCACCAGUCUCCCAGUGACGCUGAAAGAUGGUAAAAUCAGGCUGUACCAGAAAGACCUCCGCACCGUCCUGCAGAUGGACUUCGGCCUCCAGAUUGCACAUGACGAAAAUUGGCGUGUAGUGAUCACCCUCCCCAGCAGCUAUUAUGGGGCCACGUGCGGCCUAUGUGGGAACUUCAACCAGAAUCCAGAAGAUGACAUGACGUCAUCCAAUGGCACCAGAGUCUCCUCCAUCAUGGACUGGGCUGCCAGUUGGAAAGUCCAAGACCGGGACCCCUUUUGCUGGGAUUAUUGCCAAGGCACUUGCCCAAUGUGUGAUGAGAGCAAGAGAGAUCUGUAUGGGGAUGACAGUCACUGUGGGGUGAUCAGUAAAGCACCGGGAGGGCCCUUCAGAGAGUGUCACUCCAGAGUGAGCGCCGAUGACUUCUUUGACAGCUGCAUCUAUGACAUGUGUCUGAAUGAGGGGGACAAGAGCAUUCUGUGUGAGGCGCUGGAGGCCUACGCGAAAGCCUGCAGGAAGCAUGGGGUCACUGUCGAUGACUGGAGGACACCAUCCAGUUGUGCGCCGUUGAGUCCGGUGCAGAUCAGCUCCCCGGUGCACACCGUGGUUGAGCUGGGCCUGCUGUUGACUCCGGAGACUUUCUCCACCGCUUGCGACCUGAUCGUGUUGACUGAGCCCGGACCUUCUCAGCCUCUGGCACCGCCGGUACGGGCUGUCCAAUCUAUUGGGAAGCCCUCAUUCAUGCGGCCUCCUCAGCAGAGUGAACCAGUUCGGCACCGCUCGAGGUCCCGGUCCCGGUCCCAGUCGUGGUCCUGGUCACGCAGAUGGUCCCGCUCUUGGCGCCGCUCGCAGUCCCGGCACCGAUCUCCAUCUCGGCACCGGUCGUACUCGCGGCACCGCUCCACGUCCCGAAGGUCGCCCUCUCGCUACGAUCGGUACCGAUCCAGCUCCCAGCACCGCUCAUCGCGCAGCCAGUCGUGGCACCGCCUGCACCGUCGAUCUUCAUCGAGAUCCAGGUCGACCUCUCGGCGCCGCUGUGACCGUCGGUCCCGCUCCAGGGUGCCUGAGGCAACGGUUAGCCGUCCUGCCCAGAUACCAUCAGAAACAACGGCUUUACCACCUGAGCAGGCCGAUGUCCCUCCAGUCGUGGACCUUGGACAACCGGACCCGCCCCAACCUGACCUUCACCAGGACCCACUGGUCCAGGGACUGUCGUCCUCAUCUUCGCCUGACGAGGCUGUGGCAGGCACGUCCUCCUCUGGCCCUCCACUCAUAGACCUACGUGCUCACCAGGACCUCGUUCAUAGGGUGGCACAGAACAUGAAUCUGCAGAUGGAGGAGGUGGCAGAGAUUGAGGACCCAGUUGUGGACAUCUUGUCAGCUGAUGCCCCCACCUGGGUAGCUUUGCCCUUUAUUAAAACUAUCCAGGCCAAUGCCAAUACUAUCUGGCAGUCCCCUGCGUCCAUCCCUCGCACAGCGCGGGGGGUGGAAAGAAAAUACAUGGUGCCAGCCAAAGACUACGAGUACUUGUAUGUGCACCCCCAACCUUGCUCCCUCAUGGUACAAUCCGUAAACGAGAGGGAAAGACAUGGCCAGCAAGCGCCCGCCCCUAAAUCCAAGGACGCCAGGCGCCUGGAUUUAUUCGGGCGCAAGAUUUACUCCUCUGGUGGACUACAGCUCAGGAUAGCUAACCAGCAAGCCCUCCUGAGCCGGUAUAAUUAUAACACCUGGAACUCGAUGGGGAAAUUCAAAGAGCUGGUUCCCCAUGAGUCCAAGGAAGAGUUUGGGGCCUUGCUCGAAGAGGGCAAGAAGGUGGCAAGGACAUCUCUGCAGGCGUCUUUAGACGCAGCGGACUCGGCUGCUAGAACUCUAGCCUCAGGGGUAGCCAUGCGACGUAUUUCCUGGCUGCAAGUGUCCGGCCUCCCACCGGAACUGCAGCAGACUACAGGACCUUCCCUUUGA